GCGACGGACACUGUGAUUGUAGGGCUUUUCGGGGAGCCGGGAGGAAAAAAAGAAAAGAAAAGUUGCAUUUUUGUGAUGAAUGGAAGUGCUGACUAGGGUUCCCUUUGUUCUUCACAGGAAACGGACCUGCGGCUUUGUUUCUGAGCUAUAUGCUGCACGGCAACGUACCGAGGUACGAUCCGAUCACACAUGGUCCGCACCCGGACGCGGUGCUGCACGGCAAGCUGUCGAAGGAGGUGAACACGCCGCUGUACGAUGUACUCGAUUCGCAGAAGUCGUGCGAAUACCUGACGGAGCACUUCCACGCCUCCAACCACUCGUACUCGACUCAGGCUCUCCCGGUGAAUACGUUGCUCGACACGCUGCUGCGUCCAAACGCGAACACGGAGAUUGGAGAGUUGAAGUCUCGGUUGCGGUGGGAGCGGAAUCCCGCGAAGCGCGUCGACCAUAUCGUUCUGGGAUCUGCGGCGGAAUCUGGAGGCCAAUGGACCGAAGAGCCAAUUUCGGCAAAUUGGGACAUCGGCACACUGAGCUAUGCCGAGAUGUUUACGCUGCCGGGAUAUUCGUUUCCUGAACAUUACAAGCGAAUUCACAAGAAGCAGCUGCCCGAUCUGAUCCGACCGACGCGUCGAGAUGUCGCCUCGUAUUACGCUGCCUACCCUAAAGCCGUCGGAAUCUCGUCGGCGUUAUACUGCAACACUAAUGCCCAAAAAAUCACGCGAAACUCGCAGGGAUUCACGAUCCGGGUGCAGCGACGGAAGUCCGGUGAACCAUUCGUGAUCGUGUGCCGACACCUUGUGCUUGCCACCGGAAUCUUCACCUUCACCAUCCCCCCACCCCCGAUCUUCCUCCCUCUGCUCCAGAAGCCCCCACAGAUUCCCAAUCUGCGGUCCGACGCCCUGCCGAUCCUCGUCGUGGGGUCCGGUUUCACCGCCGCAGAUGUCAUCCUCAGCCAGAAUCCCGGCAGGAAGAUUAUCCACAUAUACAAAUGGAUGCCUUCGCGUCCGAGUCCACUGAAAGGGUGCCAUCCCCAGGCAUAUCCCGAGUACGCGCAGAUCUACCGACAAAUGAAACUGGCCACACUUCCCGCGAGCGCCCGCGGGGCCGCUACACCCCCGCUGCAACAGGAAUGCAGCCGCGACUGGAGCGCCAAUUACGAGGGCUUCCCGAACGCACAGGUCAUCACCGUCUCGGCGGAUGGCCAGAUCAAGAUCCUCACCGCAGACGACGAGGUGAUCGAGCGGUCCGUGUCGGAACUCAAAUACUGCGCGGGGCGCAAAGGGAGUCUUGGGUACCUUUCCGCCGAGCUACGGAAGGAAGUCGGAGUCGUCGACGCCGCGUGGGUUUCGGCGGACACGAUGCGGAGACGAGUUGAGUCGGAUCUCGAAGUCGCGUCGAAUGUUUUCGUCGUCGGCUCCCUGACGGGCGACUCACUGGUGCGUUACGGACUCGGCAGCUGCGUCUACGCCGCCGGCAGGAUCGUCCGCGAUUUUGAGCGGGAUCGGUCGGCCAUCGAAGCCGCCGGUGGCGUGCAGGGUGGCAUCGACAGAGGUGUCGGUAUCGUUGUCAACAAGAACGAUAAGACGUGGGGGGGCUGCACGAUUUGCUGAUUGUUAUUCUUGCUAUCUACCUAUGCAUACAUCUAACUGUUCUAUCUAUCUAUCUAGAAGGGGUGGGGGGUGGCGUGGCGUUUGUGUUUUAUACCAGUGUUGUUGGCGGG
Molecule: messenger RNA, 1720 nt
Organism: Tricharina praecox
Lineage: Eukaryota; Fungi; Ascomycota; Pezizomycetes; Pezizales; Pyronemataceae
Exons: 3
Coding region: 150-1610 (486 amino acids)
Source: RefSeq, a predicted model, not a curated record